Ruditapes philippinarum (Manila clam) is the source of this 1971-nucleotide messenger RNA. RefSeq names its product putative nuclease HARBI1. The record is from RefSeq and is a predicted model, not a curated record. Lineage: Eukaryota; Metazoa; Mollusca; Bivalvia; Venerida; Veneridae. The transcript has a single exon. Bases 52 to 561 code for a protein of 169 amino acids.
CGUAAGGGAUUUCAUGCGCUGAAUAUUCAGGGCAUAUCUGACUCAAACAAUAUGCUUUUAAAUCUAGUGGUUCGUUGGCCUGGUUCAACCCAUGAUGCAUUUAUUCUCGCUGACAGUGGUAUUUCAGAGGAGUUUGAAUCUGGACGUAUUCAACAUGGAUGGCUCCUAGGUGACAGCGCAUAUCCCCUGAAAACAUGGCUGCUGACACCAAUUUCUGCACCACGUGAUGCAGCUGAACGGCGUUACAAUUUUGCUCAUAAGAGGACAAGAUGCACGGUUGAAAGAACAUUUGGUAUCUGGAAAAUGAGAUUCCGAUGUUUACAUAAAUCAGGAGGAUAUCUCAGUUUUUCACCAGCAAGAUGUGUAAACGUAAUAAUGGCAACAGGGAUAUUGCACAAUAUUUGUACAAGAAAACGCAUACCUCUGCCUGACGAUACAGACGAGGACGAUAGCAACCAGCAAGCUGAGACUGAAAAUGAAAAUGAACAAGAACAGGAACAGGAAGUGUUUCAGGACGGACGGCAGGCACGGGCAGAUUUGAUCAACAGAGUAUUUAGAUAACUGACUGAAAUUCAUAUAUAUUAGAAUGCUUAAUCAAUAAACAUAGGGAAAACAAAGCGACUUGUUGAGAGCUCUGUUAUCUUAUGGUUAUUUGUGUUUUUGCCUCGCAAGUCAACACUAUCUGUGUUGCAUGUUUAACAAUACAUCACGUGUAUUCUUUCAUAUAUGAAAUCAAAAGAAUAUAAUACAUGCACUUCAUUGCUGUUUUAAACUUUUAAUACUUAAAAAAAACGUAGAACUUAUACUAGUUCUAUAUACAAAGUAAAAUAAAAAGAGUUCAUCAUAAACACAUACAUGUACAUGUACACUGAAUUAGCGCAACACAGUAUAUUGAUAAAUGUUAUAAUUAAAUUCAGCGUAGUAUAUUAAGAAAACCAUUUUAUAUGUUCCAUAUACUUUGAAUAAAUGGCUUACCACUAUUUUCAUGGAAUGAAAAAAUAUAAAUCGAAACUUGCUUUGUAUCUCAAAGUAUUUUCAUGUUAACAACAGACGAACAUUUUAAAUAUUUUCACCAGUGUGUAACAAAAGUAUUGUAAUCGAAGUUUUACAGAAAUUGAAACUCAUUCCUUGACUAGCAUCAUUAAAAUCAUAACAAAAAUUAUCUUGCUACAACAAAUUUGCAAGCAUGACCGUAUAUAUUGUACUUAAAAAUAUAGAAAUGAUGUGUAAGAUCGGAAUAUAUUUCACCGAGUGAGCACCAAAAGGUAUAUUUCACGAGUGGCGCAGCCACGAGUGAAAUUUUAACUUUUGAUGAUCACGAGGUGAAAUAUAUUUCGAUCUUACACUAAACUAAACAAAUUUUCUUUUUAUUAUAUGCAAAUAAACGUUUAAGAAACAUUUUAACCUAACACCAAAUAAAAAAUACGCCAAAUAUUAAUACAAUACAUAUAUCCAACAACUUGCAUGGAUUUGUUUUCUUUAGAUGCGUUUUAUGCCGAACAUAUGAUAUACAAAUCAAAAGAUAAAUAAAGACUGUCAACUGUUUCUUGUGUGUUUCACAGAUAUAUGCUUGAACAUUCGUACUUACAAUAAAAAGAUAAACAAAAUCAAAAAUACGAAAAAAAAGAUUACAAAGAUACGAUUUCACACAUAUUUGAAUAUUCCAUCUGAAUUGUGUCUAAAUGUGGUACAUGUGUCGUGUGUAAGAAAGUAGAUUUGAAGGAAUUUGAUCUAUCAUAUUAUGUCCAAAUCGAAUCUUGCCGCAGUAUUUGUAAACAAUAUUAGCCCACUUCUGUUUAAAAUCUUUAAUGCUUAUAUUGAUACAUUUUAAGUUUUGCAUUUUUGAGAUCAUAUACAGAAAAUCAUCUGGACCGACAGGUGCUGCGUACGUAAUGAUAAAAGUUUCGACCGAAUUCAGUUUCUCAGCAAGAAAACACUGCUGUUCAAUAUUAAAUGAGGCACCUUUAAUUU